AUGGAUGACCAGAUCGCCCACGAUCACAACCCCGCAAAGUCUGGGGACAAAUCUCGUCGCACUGCAAAUUUCCUUUGUCCUGUAUUUGCACAAGACACUCUCUUACCAUCGCCGUCAUCAUGGGUCUGCCAAGGUCAAGUGCUCAACACGAACAAGCCUAUGGGACGACCAUAUGUGAAGGAUCUUAUCCCACCGAACGUUGGUUCCGGCCCUCAUCGCAAAAAUGUCCAAGCCCGCACUCUUGGUGUCUGGAUAGUAUUUGUUCUCGUUAGCCUCGGCAUAUUUUCCCAGAGCUAUGUUGAUCUAGGACCGAAAUAUAGAGCUGCAGCUCUUGGGCUGAUAUUCCCUGGAGCUGGAUAUCUUGCGAGCGCCAAUGUAGUUGGUGGAAUAUUGUUCGCGCUGACUUGGGCUAGCAUUCCCCUCGCUCUCUUUGCGUGGUUCGGUGCUGGAGCAAUCUUGUUCCCUCUCCUCGUCUGGAGCUUGUCUAUUCUGGGAGCCUACUUUACUACCGGAGAUACCAUCUGGGAGAACUCAGGUUAUUGGGCCCCUGGCAUUCUCUUUGCAGGUUUCCUUUAUGCCAAUGUCUCGUCGCGAGCUGAAAGGAAUUGGGGCUAUAAGAAGAGAAUGGCGAGGAACGAAUUCAUUCUGCGCCAGGCUGCCAAGACCGACAGACUCGUCGCCGCAGCUUCCAAGAGAGAAGAAGAUGAAGAACUGAGCAUUGAGAGACUCAGGAAGCUGCAGUUCCUCUUUGAUAAGGCCUUUCAGAGUCUAGAUGACUGGUCAGGCUUUACUAUCGUCGAUCAGUAUCAGAUCGCAGCUCUUCGGUAUCAGAUCUACCAGAUGAUGUUUGUGCUUGGCCUUUACCAAUCCACCUAUGCCCCAAACGCCCACGGCUACGUCAACGAAGGUUUCCAAAGAUGGGAGCGCUUGACUGGCAAGUUCUCGCUAGACUGGGAUCCAGUUAAGAAAGACAAUAUCAUGGUCACAGGGUUCUUACUUCAGGGAGUCAUGCUUUACACCACCGAUACAGGCGAUAUGAGAUACACAAAGCCUGGAAGUUUGGUCUUCAAUAUUGACGACAAACAUUCCUACAGCUAUAGUCUCCAUGACCUGCAGGAAACACUCGUGCGACAAUGGUCUACUAGUCCUUACUGCCUGAUCUCGUAUGAGCCAAACUGGAUCUAUGUCAUGUGCAAUCUGCAAGGCAUGACGGGGGCAGUUCUGUAUGAUCGAGUCUUUGGAACAAAGUCAACUGAGGUACUACUGCCAAUAUUCGAAGAGUCACUUAACACCAACUUUACGGAGACUAGCGGUAGUGUCUUGACUAUAAGGUCCGAGUUGACAGGUUUCACCAUUCCCGGUCUGUGCGGUGCAGCAGGAGACUUGGCUGCCAUCAUGAUGGGAUGCGGUCCGCUGAGAAACUUCUCCCGAAGUCUUUGGGCUAUCAUUCGGAACGAGACAGUUCAGUUUGAUACCAAGACAAAAGAGGUUUCACUGACUGGACUGGUGGGAGCGGACAAGAUUGAUGCGGGCAAUUAUCGCCCAAAUGAGUAUGCUAUGUAUACUCAAUUGGCCAUUGCUGCAGGUGAAUAUGGAGAUGAAGAGUUGAAAGAGGCUUGCGUGAAUAAAUUUGAGCAAGCACGGGGCGUAAAUACAGCACCAACGGGGUCUCAGUAUCUUGACCUUGAGAAUGCGUCGUGUUUAAUGAACCUGGCGGCUUUGACAGCUGCUCUCAUCAGGCCCGGUGCAUAUCAUCGGAUGAUCCAGAAGGGUCCGCCUGAAACGGCUUUGAGAGGUCCUAUUCUUUCAGAAGUGCCAUAUCCUGGCAUUAUUAUAUUAAAAUAA
Messenger RNA from Fusarium subglutinans, 1845 nucleotides. RefSeq lists its product as uncharacterized. The transcript has 6 exons. NCBI's taxonomy places the organism in Eukaryota, Fungi, Ascomycota, Sordariomycetes, Hypocreales, Nectriaceae. Bases 1 to 1845 code for a protein of 614 amino acids. The record is from RefSeq and is a predicted model, not a curated record.